AUGCGCUUCCUCCUCGUCACAGCUCUCGCAGCUUUCGCUGCUGCACAAAGCACCACAUCAAUGAGCGCCAGCGCAAGCGGCAGCAUGACAACCUCCACCUCCUCAGCUGCUCCCUCUUGCGCUGCAGGCCAAUCAACCUGCAACGGCGUCUGCUUCGACAGCAGCGAGUACACCUGCUGCCCCGCCGGGCUCUGUGCCAGCGGUAGCUACUGCGGUCAAGACAACUCUGGCAAUGCUGCCUGCUGCGCUCAAAACACUGCUGGAACCUGCUCUGCCGCCUCAACACCUACAUCUCUCAGCCGUGGUGCUACUGCCUCGUCAGGCGCUGCGUCGGCAACUUCGUCCUCAGCUAGUGGUAGCAGGAGUGCCAGCUCUUCCUCUUCUACUGCUUCUGGAUCUCAAAGCAGCAGCGCAAGCACUGCUUCUUCUUCAGGUGCCGCUGCUGGCCACGUCGACUCCUGGCUCUCAAACGCCAUUACCUAUGCCGCUGGCGGCNNCCUCGUUGCUGCUGCUCUGAUCUAA
Molecule: messenger RNA, 522 nt
Organism: Aureobasidium musti
Lineage: Eukaryota; Fungi; Ascomycota; Dothideomycetes; Dothideales; Saccotheciaceae
Source: the annotation of a GenBank genome assembly